AUGUCACUCCCGGGCCUCUCGCUGCCGGGGCUGUCCAUGUCGGCAGCGCCGCCGCCGUCGGCCGCGGACGUGCUCGCGCCGUCGUCGGCGCCGCGCACGCAGGACCUGGCGCCGGGAACCGAGUACCGGUUCGAGGUGCCGUUCAACGCGACGCUGACGGUCAAGCUGCUCAACGGCACGGCCGAGUGCUUCGGCACGGAGCUGGCGUGCAACGCCAAGGAGCCGUACCUGUUCCGGGCGGGCACGAAGGCGGCCAUCUUCACGUGGCACGGCUGCCGCUUGCAGGUCGAGGGCGACGUCGAGAGCGAGUACCAGGCCGAGGAGACGCCCAUGGUCGAGUACGCAAACGUGCACUUUGCGCUCGAGCGGCUGCGCGACGCCGUUUCUACGACGCAAGAGAUGGGAAGCGGCGGCGAGAAGCCAAUUGGCCCGCGCGUGCUGGUCGUGGGCCCGGAGAACGCGGGGAAGACGAGCUUGGUGCGCCUGUUGACGGCGUACGGCGUCAAGAUGGGUCGCCAGCCCGUCGUCGUCAACUUGGAUCCCAGGCAGGGCAUGCUGAGCCCGCCCGGCUCGUUGGCCACGGCCACGAUGGCCAGUGUGUUGGACGUCGAGGAGGGCUGGGGCAGCAGCCCCAUCAACGGACCCAGCCCCGUCCCAGUCAAGAUGCCGCUCGUCUAUCACUUCGGGCUGGGCAGCCCGGACGAUAACCCGAAAAUGUAUCGGGGCUUGGUGACGAGGCUAGCGCUGGCGGUGACGAGCAGGCUGGGCGAGGACGAUGAGGCCAGAAAAUCAGGAUGCAUUAUUGACACGCCCGGCGUGCUGAGCGUGGAUAAGAAGGGCGUGUAUGAGAAUAUACAACAUGUUGUUUCGGAGUUUUCAGUGAACGUCAUCCUCGUCCUCGGUUCAGAGCGCCUAUACAGCGAUCUUUCCCGCCGUUUCUCGCGCCCCGGCGAGGAUCCGGUCCAGGUGGUCAAGCUCGACAAGUCAGGCGGAUGUGUCGACCGCGACGAGACUUACAUGAAGGCAUUGAGACAAACGCAAGUCCGGUCUUACUUCUUCGGCCAUGGCUCCACCACUCUCAGCCCGCACACGCAACGCCUCGACUUUAACUCACUCCACAUCUUCCGCACAGUAGACACAUCCGCAACCAAUCCUGCAUCAUCCUUUCUUCCCGGUGGCGAGGACGACGACACCGAGUCUUCCGGACGCCUGUAUGACAGAAUCAAGCCGUCGCUCAUGAUACAGAACGGCUUACUCGCCAUUACGCAUGCCGAGCCGUCGGACAGCUACGAGCACAUCCGCGACAGCAGCGUGGUAGGAUACGUGUACAUUGCCGACGUCGACGAAGCGAAGCAAAACGUCAAACUGCUGGCGCCGCUGAGCGGCCAAAUCCCGCGAAGUGCCAUGAUUUUGGGCAAUUGGCCGGAGGACGUUGCUGGGCUGGUGGGUUGA
Lasiodiplodia theobromae is the source of this 1452-nucleotide messenger RNA. Its product is annotated as Pre-mRNA cleavage complex ii protein clp1. NCBI's taxonomy places the organism in Eukaryota, Fungi, Ascomycota, Dothideomycetes, Botryosphaeriales, Botryosphaeriaceae. Gene Ontology annotation, biological process: tRNA splicing, via endonucleolytic cleavage and ligation. Gene Ontology annotation, molecular function: polynucleotide 5'-hydroxyl-kinase activity. Gene Ontology annotation, cellular component: nucleus; mRNA cleavage factor complex. The transcript is spliced from 3 exons. Bases 1 to 1452 code for a protein of 483 amino acids. The record is from RefSeq and is a predicted model, not a curated record.